This is a messenger RNA of Ceratosolen solmsi marchali, 719 nucleotides long. RefSeq names its product putative beta-carotene-binding protein. The transcript has 4 exons. Lineage: Eukaryota; Metazoa; Arthropoda; Insecta; Hymenoptera; Agaonidae. Gene Ontology annotation, biological process: multicellular organismal reproductive process. The annotation marks the transcript as partial. The record is from RefSeq and is a predicted model, not a curated record.
CGUGCAGCGCCGUACAUUAAACCGUGCAAAAGGUCCGACCCGCAAAUCAACGCCUGCAUUACCAACUCGAUCGAGAACCUGAGGGACAAGUUGGCCAAGGGCAUCCCGGAACUCGAGGCGCCGGCCAUCGAGCCGUUGAACCUCAACCAGAUUCGACUUUUACGUGGACCAACGGGCGCUCGCCUCGAUAUCAACGUCACCGGGCUCCAGGUUUUUGGCCCAUCGACAUUCAAAAUACGAGACCUAAAAGUGGAUGUCGACGACGUCACAUUCACAUUUAAAGUCGGCUUCAAUAAGUUGCAGUUCAAGGGAAAGUACUCGAUCGAUGCAAGGCUACUGCUUCUAAGGCUUGCCGGAAGUGGAGAUCUCACUGGCAAUUUUACUGGCUACGAGUCAGAUGUAAUAUUACACGCCCGAAAGAUCUACAAAAAUAACGAUGUUUAUUUAAACUUUGAGAAAAUGAAGUUGACCAUUACGAUUGGCGCGGCCAAGGUCUAUCUUAGCAAUCUUUUUGGUGGAGAUCCAAUCCUCGGUCCUGCUAGCAACGAAGUACUGAAUGCCAACAGUGGGAUCUUCCUAGAUGAGCUGAGACCAGUUUUGGAAACGUCACUCUCAGAUCUCUUUACGAACGUCGCCAAUAAAAUCACGGAAUCGUUCACGUACGACGAACUGUUCCCGAAGGAUUAAAAAAAGACGACCAAAUCAACAAACUUUUUUUU